This is a messenger RNA of Penicillium malachiteum, 1191 nucleotides long. RefSeq lists its product as uncharacterized. The transcript is spliced from 3 exons. NCBI's taxonomy places the organism in Eukaryota, Fungi, Ascomycota, Eurotiomycetes, Eurotiales, Aspergillaceae. The record is from RefSeq and is a predicted model, not a curated record. Bases 1 to 1191 code for a protein of 396 amino acids. Gene Ontology annotation, molecular function: iron ion binding; heme binding; monooxygenase activity.
AUGCUUGAGCCUUUUGGACCGAAUGUUGUUUCCACCAAUGGCGAUGCUGUACAUCGAACCGUCUGGGCAGAGACAUUGCAACAAACCCAAACACUGGCCAAACGCUGGGCAGCCCAUUCAGGGGGCGGCUCCCUCCGGGAUGGGGUGUACAAUUUGACAGUCAAUGUCAUGUCCGAGGCAGGUUUUGGGCAGUCCUGUCAAAAUGGAACCGAGAGCUUGGUCUCUCCACCACCCGGUCAUAGUCUAUCGCUUGUUCAAUCGCUCUUCGAGGUCGUCACCAAUCUGCCUAUAUUUGUGCUGCUCCCUGCUUGGCUAAUCCGGAUAUGUGCACAAAAGGUUUAUACAGCGUAUAAUGAGCUAGAGUUAUACAUGAACGAGCUUCUGGACCAAGGAAAUGCCGCCAUGGAUGGUCGGAAUGAAAUCAAAUCGACCAAAACAAAGGGGAACUUGCUUACUGCUCUUCUUGAGGCCAAUAGUCAACAGCCUGUUGAAACCCGAGACUUAGUAACAGGCCCCGGAGGCCGCACUCAAUUGACGGAUGUUGAAGUGAAAGGGAAUGUUUCUCAUCUUCCUGUUGGCAGGUUCGUAAUCGCCAUUCAUGAUCCUAUACAGAGAUACGAUACCACAGCCAAUACAAUAAUAUUUUCAUCCAUCGUCCUGACUCUAUAUGACUCCAUCCAAGAUUCCGUCAUUGCCGAAAUUCGCCAGGUGUAUCGUGAGGCCGCAGAGGCCGGACGAUCGGAAUUAUCCUAUGAUGAGGAUUUGCCUAAAUUCCGCUAUCUCCUGGCAUUCAAGGUAAGAUGGACCAAAAUAGCGCUCGAGAACGAGGCGAGCGCCCAGCUGAUCCUGAUCCAUGCUCCGCAGUACGAGGUGAUGAGGGUCUUUCCCAUCGUCAUUCCUAUCACCCGCUUAGCCGUCACUGACCAGGACCUUGUUGUCAAUAGUAGCAAACAUAUCCUGUCAGCCCAAACGCUCACUAUCGUCGAUAACACAGCCAUCCAUCAUAACGAAGCCAAUUGGCCACAUCCUCACAUAAUCGAACCUCGACGUUGGCUAACGUCCAGUCUGAACACCUUUGACCCUACUACCUCGUUAAACCACGAGCAAGAGGCAGAUCUUUUCAAUCCCUCGGCCACCCCCAUUCGACCAAUGGCAUCUCAUCGCCGUGGAACAUUCAUGACGUUCAAAUGA